AUGGGCGUCUCGAAGUUCCACGCCUGGCUGGUGGAACAAUUCGGCAGCGCGGCCUCGGACGCGCGCGGGAGGGCCUUGGCGGCGGACCACGUGGUCGUGGACAUGACCAGCGUCGUCCAGAGCGCGGCGCGGCGCUGCAAGAGCGGGCGAGAAGCUGUGAAGCGGGUCGUCGGUAGGGUGGAAAGCAUCUUUACGUCCUCGAAGACGGCGACGACGCACUCGGUCUGUCGGGCGCGCACGUCCGUGGGCUUCUUCCUCGACGGGCCGCUGCCGCGAGCGAAGGUCGUUACGGUACGGCAGAGACGGUUGAAGGCCAAGGAUGGGGUCCGCGCCGACGGGCUCGUCACGGAACGGGGUGCAAGACGGCCGUCGCCGAACCGCAUCCCGCCCUUCGACGUCCUCGAGAUCUCGCCGGGCACGGAUUUUAGCGAGCGGCUCGCGGAGGCGCUCGGGCAGUGGGCCGAGAAGAGAACAAGACGGAACGCGGCCGCGCGCCAGGGCUUCGACGAGGUCGUCGUGUCCGACGCGAGCGUGCCGGGCGACGGCGAGGUCAAGUGCGUCGAGUACCUAGAUGCCUGUGCGAGAGAAGCCGCGAGGAGCGGCGACCCGCGGCCGCGCGACGUUGUUUUGUAUGGAGGCGACGUGGAUCUCGUCGUCAUGGCGCUGUGUCGAGCCCAGCCGGGCCCGGGGCCCGUCUUCGGCCCGCACGUCCGGUCGAUCUUAGUGCUGUCGGACGCCGGGCGCGUUUUGGAUGUAGGCGCUUUGGCCGAUGCGCUAUGUGCGCGCGUCGCGAGGAAGAACGACGAGGAGGACCCGACGCUUGAACGAAGGCAGGUCGCUUUGGAUUUUGCGACGCUCGCCGUCGCGGCCGGCGGCAACGACUACUUACCUCCACUCAGUGUAGCAUCGCAUGCGUUGUGGGACGCCUACAAGGCCCAGGACCGAGCGUUGUACGACGAAACGUCUGGAAAAGUGGAUCUAGAAGUCCUCGGCAGUCUACUGGAGGACCGGCAUGUACCCGCGUCGCGCGAUCUCGGCACCGCGGCCCUGGUUUCGGCCCAAACUUGGACACGAUCUCCGAGGGAUACCCUCGACCGUAUUGAGAAAGAAACACAUCACUCCGACCACGACACACCAGAAAUUGAAGGGCGCCUGAACGUUGAUUUCCACACAGGCACGACGCCGCGACGAUCGACGAGAAGAGGCGACGCGUCGCGGAGGACGCUCGGAGUCAUACUCGCACGAAAGACGGGCGGCCGGCGGCGCCUCGGGCGUUAGAACUAGCUUUGCUGCGGAAAGCAGAUAGGGUUGGCGUGCGGGUCUUGGCGCCGCGCGACUUCGGGGCCGUUACUUCUGGUGCAGCUACUUUGUUAUACAGAGUGGAGUGGCGGCCCGUGCCCGUCCAGCCGCGCGAUUCCGAUGAUUCAAUACCUCGUAGAAGAACGCCGCCGCCAGUCAGUACGGCGCCUUGGCGCGUGGCCAUCGGGGCUGAUGGUUCGAGGCUGAAUCGCGUGGAGCUGAGGCACGUCGAUCCGAGGGUGGAGAUCCGGGCGCCGGCGGGCGGCGGGCCGCUGGAGGUGCGGUGUCGCGCGAGGAAUCACAUCGGGUGGGGCCGGGCGCGGACGACGCGACUGAAACGAGAUCCGAGGUGGUGCGUACAACAGUGCCCCCAAGGGCAAAGGUGUACAAACCCCCAGUGCGUCCACGCCCAUGAAAUCCGACACCUGGCCGAGGAGUGGCCGAGAGCGGGCAGCGCGCGGCCUCCCCAAGCGAGCGGCGUCUGGGCUCAAAGAACCUUUUCUUCCGUACCACCGAAGGACGAGGAGAGCGAUGCGGAGACUUUAGUAGGUAGUGAUGAUGAGGUCGUCGCCUGGGCGGAAGGCGAGUGGUUACAGACCCUCGAGUGGUGUGUUACGACGUACGCGCGAGGGCACUGUCGGGACUUUUCGAGGAGGUAUGCUCGACCAGCAGCUCCACCCCCAGAAGCUCUGAUUGGUUAUUGUUCUUCCAUGCGAGGGGUCGAUCGAGAUACUACUACUGAUGAAUAUGUACCCCCGCCGCCCCCUGCUGAAUCGCUAGCUUGUUUAUUACCUGGAAGAAGGGCAGCACACUUACUCCCAUUAGUGUUGAGGCCUUUGUUUGAGGACGGCUCGCCCGUCGCCGACGCGUGGCACGGCGCGGUGGCGGACGUGCCCUUAGAUCGCAUACUGGAAGCGGCGGCGGCUCUCAGAAGAGCAGCGCCGCCCGAACUCGACGCCGCGGCACCGUCGGCCUUCGGCGCCGUCGUGAGGUACCGGGCGUCGCCCUACACGGGUCUGGUGGACGUCGACGUCUGUCCCGCGGCGGAAGGCCGGCAGCACUACGACAGCAUGCCGCCGCGCGGCGCGCCGCCGCCGCGCGGCGUCUUCUACGAUCCGAACCAGGGCGGGCAGUACGUCGACCCGAGUCAAGCGUACAUGGUGCCGCAGUACGCGCGGCACUACCCGGGCCACUACUACGCGGCGCCCAUCCCGCUCGCGCCGAUUCCCAGCGACGCGGGCUCGUCGGGGCCUCCCUCACCACCGUCGCCUCGACGAACUAGACGGCCGCGGCGCCGCGGGUCGCCGCGCGACUCGCCCGUCGCCGACGACGACGAGGCGGAGACGGCCGCGCCCACCACGGAAGCGUCGACGGCGAGCGUGCCGCCCCAAGCGCCGCGCGACCAGACGCGCUGCCGCUUCUUCUUUUCGGCCCGGGGCUGCAAACGGGGCGCGGGCUGCUGGUUCCUGCACUCGGACGAGGCCGCCGAGCCCGAGGCUGAGGACGAGUCGAAGCAAAAGUGAAGUGGCGCGGCCCCCAGGGUCGCGCCCAUAAUUAAGAGAGAAUUGUACUAUUCGAUAGAGAAGAGGAUGAAAACGGGAGGAUGAUGAGAG
This is a messenger RNA of Pelagomonas calceolata, 2912 nucleotides long. Lineage: Eukaryota; Pelagophyceae; Pelagomonadales; Pelagomonadaceae. The record is from the annotation of a GenBank genome assembly.